UCACUUCCAUUCUGCAAAUCGCCAAGUGGGAAGGCCCAUCAAAUUUUUAUUUUUAUUUUUUUCUUUUCAAUUUUUAAUUUUUGUUUUUCCUUUCCAUGGGCGAAUUUAAAGUUUAAACCUUCUGAAUUGAUUGAUUUCCUUUCGUAAAUUGCAGUGUUAAGUGAAGCUUUUUGGUUGGGUUUUGUUGGCCCAUGCCGUAGGUGAAGUCUUUGUGAGCUCAGGGCUUUAAGAAGAUUUUUGUGCGAAUUAAGGCUGGUGCUGUCUGCUUACUCUUACAUUGAAGUUGGCUUCUGGUUAGCAAUUGAAGGGUGAGAACAAUGAAAAUCACCAAACAAUACCGAUGCAUACACUCAGCAAGUUGUGUAUGCACAAAAGGGCAUCUCAGUGAAGAAGUGAUAUUUCUAGUUUUUGAACAUAUAAACUGGAACCCGAAGAUGAUUGCAGCCCUAUCUUGUGCAUGCAAAUGGUUUGAUGAUCUUGCCAAGAGAGUGCUUUGGAAGGAAUUCUGUAAGCAAAGAGCGCCCAAGAUGAUGCUUGACCUGCAGUCAAGCGGGAGUCACAGUGUUGACGGGAACUGGAGAGCGCUUGGAAAACUUCUGAUUUACUGCUCUGGCUGUACCAAGGGUGGCUUGUUCAAUAGCAUUCACAUUCCCGGACAUUUUGUUUAUAGGACACGGUUCUCAAGGACCUCUGGGAAGAGCUUUCUUUUACCACAAUGCAGGACGGAUGUUUUGUAUGUCUCUGAUCCUUGUGAGCAUCUUGAUCAAGGAGACGAGGGGGAUGUUGGAUUUUUUCGUGGGAUAUUUAAAUCUUUUGCAACAUCGAAGGUUAGGAAAAUGCUGAUUAAGAGGGAGGCUAAGCUACACCCAAGGGAGGUUUGCCCGUAUUGUAAGGCUAAGCUGUGGAGCAUGCUGCAGGCAAAGAUGAUCCCAUCGAGUGCCAGCUGCAGAUUAGGUGCUUAUGAAGAUGCGAUCGAGUACUAUGUGUGCCUUAAUGGACACGUGCUUGGAAUUUGCACCCUCUUGCCGUUGUCUGAUACAGAGGAAGCAUCUGGAUCCGAGUGACCAAAGACGAAUGCAGGGGCAGUCUGGUCUCUAGGCCAAUCGAGGCUCAUCUCUGUGCUGGCUUCAAAUUUCCUGGAAACGUGGUGGGUAUCACAGGACCCGCCAGACAUAAAUCCUUGUACUUAACAGUCUCGCGGUUGAAACUUGUACGUGAGUUUGCUACUUUCAUAACUUUCCUCUCCUGCCUGCCUGCCUACCUGCCAUUGGUGACCAAUUACUGACCAUUUUGUUUGGAGUGUUAGCAUGCUAGAUUGUUCUUGUGAACCAUUUAUGUAAUUGUGACUUUAAAAAUGUAACCUAUGGUGCAAAAUCUUGUAAUGUCUCAAAUUAGUUUAUUACUCUGCAUUAUAAUCAUUUUACUUAACUAUGAGGUGUGAAUGAAAGUCUCUUCCAGCA
Messenger RNA from Ipomoea triloba (trilobed morning glory), 1460 nucleotides. Its product is annotated as EID1-like F-box protein 2. The coding region runs from base 318 to 1064 and encodes 248 amino acids. The record is from RefSeq and is a predicted model, not a curated record. Gene Ontology annotation, molecular function: protein binding. The transcript is spliced from 5 exons. NCBI's taxonomy places the organism in Eukaryota, Viridiplantae, Streptophyta, Magnoliopsida, Solanales, Convolvulaceae.